This is a messenger RNA of Hyaloscypha bicolor E, 1340 nucleotides long. RefSeq lists its product as uncharacterized. Gene Ontology annotation, molecular function: protein binding. The transcript has 3 exons. The record is from RefSeq and is a predicted model, not a curated record. The coding region runs from base 1 to 1233 and encodes 410 amino acids. NCBI's taxonomy places the organism in Eukaryota, Fungi, Ascomycota, Leotiomycetes, Helotiales, Hyaloscyphaceae.
AUGGCUCCCAGAAACGGAGUCAUCGGAUUCUCGAUGGCAGGGCCUCCGGCCGCCAAGUCUCCCGCCGCCGCCGCCCCCUCAGCUCCUGCUCCUCCUCCUCCUCCCACACUACCACUGCCACGGCCACCGCGGCCACUGCAGCAUGACCCUCCGACCUGCUCCUCCUCCUCCUCCUCCUCCUGCUCUUGCUCCAGCUCCUGCUCCCACUCCUGUCCCUGGUCCUGGUCCUGGUCCUGGUUCUGCCCCUGCUGUCGUCGACGAUCCCAUGGACUGGGAGCAGACCGGGGACGAAAUGGAGUGGAUAUACGACCGGACCGAGUUUUACUGGACCCCGUGGGACCGGCCGCGCCGGAUCCUCUGGGUAGAGCCGUGGCCGUGGUGGCUGUGAGCAGACAGCAACCUCUACCUACUAUGUCACAAUCUACGUCGUCGACUUCGCCACAGCCACAACAACCUCUACCUAGUAUGUCACAAUCUACGUCUUCGACUUCGUCUUCGUCACAGCCACAACAACCUCUACCUAGUAACCCUCUGCAAGCUCUGCAAUGUUCUCUAAUAUCCGGCAAAUUCUCCGAUCUGACCAUCGCACACAGUACUAGGCGUUGGAAAGCCCACAAAGUCGUCAUUUGUUCGCAGUCACCUGUUCUUGAGGCUAUGAUCGAGCAUCUUCCCCCGACUGUCUCCAUUCUCUACCUCGACGACUACGACCACGAAGCCGUCUGUUCCAUGAUGGAGUACCUAUACUCGACCAAUUACGAUACAAUCGACCACGAACCCGAUUUCUCAUUACCUCGUCACAUCAAAGUCUUCUGUCUCUCUGUCAUGCUCUCGAUCUCCGGUCUGGAAGACCUCGCUGCGAAAAAGUUUGGAUCCACUCUUCUCACUCAUGUCAAGGACCUCGAUGUCUACUUCAGAUCUGUCAAAGACAUCUACGACUCUACUACUUCCGAGCAUCCUGCCUUACGUCUCAUUGUCAUCGAAGCGGCGGUCACCGAACUUCCCAAUCUUAUCAACGAGUCUCGCUUCUUCGAUCUCAGCAGUGCGGUCAAGGGCUUCCAGGCGGAUAUAUACCUCUUCUUGAUGAACCAUCCUUCAAGACCUAUUCAGACGGAAACGGAGUAUGUGUUUGCUGAGCUUUGUGACGAAUGCGGACCAAGAGCGGAUGAUGACGGUUAUGAGGUUUCGACUGAAUGCAAGGGCUGCGGAAAGGUGAAAACACUGGAGUUCUAUUAGGGUUGCGCUUACUUGAUUUCCUCUCAUGUACAUAGCUUUCUGCUUUUCCGGUUGUGCUCUUAGAUAUGUGGAACAAUAGAGCACAUAUUAGAUUUCUCCUCUCUGCC